GGAAUCAGAGGAAGACUUUGUCUCAGCCAUAGUCCACUCCAUCUGUCUUUGUUCUGUAUUCUUGCUUGAAAUACCACCAUCUUUACCCAUUUCUUUCCGCAUCGCUCAUGACGGAGGCAUCCGUCGAAUACAUCGCCGCCUCGGCGAACAGAUUUCAUCAUGCGGCAGUUAAUGACUCGUCCUCUCUCAUCGUCUAUGGCUCUGGAAAGUUUGUUGCGCUCUGGGAUACUGAGGAUCCUUCCGACCGGGGCGUUUACUCCACUCUUGUUGGCCACACUGGCCUCGUAACCUGCUUGAAAUUUAUCGAUGGUCCGCAGGGUAGGCUUGUCAGUGCAGAUGACACGGGAAAUGUUAGGAUAUGGAGAAGAGAGGGGACCAAGUUCAAAUCUACUCUGAACGUGCAAGCACAUUCGAAAUCGAUAUCUGCACUUGGAUAUCACGAAGGAUGUUUGGUGACAGGGGCUUCAGAUUCUUCAAUCAAGGUGUGGCAACUGGGUCCUGAUGAUGACUUGAAGGAGGUGCAAACGAUUUCACUCAAGAAUAAAUAUCCCCUCUCUGUGGAGCUUGAUUUCCUUCCUGGUACUAAAGCCAGAGUACUCGCUAUCGGCACAACGAGCCCAAGCAUCCAGAUCUAUACUCGUUCAGAGGAUCAGUUCGUUCUAUCGGCGACGCUUUCUGGCCACGAAGACUGGGUCCGUUCGCUCUCAUUCCGACCACCAUUGACAUCCCAAGACUCUGCUGUACGGUCAGACCCUCUGAUUCUCGCCUCCGGUGCUCAAGAUUCUACCAUCCGUCUGUGGAAUAUCGAACCAUUUUCAGCCCAAAAGUCGGAUCGUCCCGACAACCAGGGAAAACCUCAAUUGACGGAUGAGUUGCUUGAUGCCUUCGAAGCGUCGUUGGGUGAAUCGAAUGCCGAAGAGGGUGGAAGACAGAUCUCGUUGAAGAAGCAUGUACUGACCAUCACAGGCGACGAUGGGAGUCCACAGCAGUUCUCAGUCACCUUCGAUGCACUCCUCGUAGGCCAUGAAGCUGGUGUAACUUCUCUAUCAUGGCGACCGGACCUAUCAUCCUCAUCAUCUACGAACGGAUCAUCACCCCCAUUGACUCUCCUGUCCACAUCAACAGACUCAUCCCUCAUCCUCUGGUCUCCCUCCCCCAUCCUCACCACCCCAAAUCAGCCAACCGAAACAACGACAAUCUGGGUCAACCGUCAACGUUUCGGAGACGUUGGCGGUCAACGAUUGGGAGGUUUCGUCGGUGGGAUCUGGGCCAGGAGUGGGAAGGAGGCACUUGCGUGGGGAUGGGCGGGCGGGUGGAGGAGAUGGAGGGCCGACGAAUCUUCUGGUGCAGGAGGUGCGGCGGAGAUGUGGACUGAGGUUGGAGCGGUUACAGGACAUGCGGGUCCUGUUAGGGGCAUAUCGUGGGCUCCAAACGGAGAGUAUCUCGCUUCGACUGGAAUCGACCAAACGACGCGUAUACACGGCGCUAUUCCCUCCUUGCUACCGGCUGGAACGAAGGCAGUAGCAUGGCACGAGCUCGCGCGUCCUCAAGUACAUGGAUACGACCUCGUCGGGGUCGCCUUCAUCGAUGUACUCAAGCUCGUUAGCGUCGCGGAUGAAAAAGUAGCCCGCGUUUUUGAAGGUCCCAGAGCAUUUGUGAAGACCGUCAAGGGUCUAGAUGUUGCUGACCUUGGAGUGGAUGAGGCGGAUCGGCCAGUCGGAGCCAGCGUCCCACCUCUUGGGCUGUCAAAUAAGGCCACCAACGAUACCAACGCGCAGCCUUUUACCUUUGACGGCGAGGAUGAACACCUCAGACGCCCAUUCGAAGGAGAAUUAGCGGCCAUGACUCUAUGGCCCGAGAUUGAAAAGGUCUUCGGACACGGUUACGAGUCAAUCACAGUCUCCAUCUCAAACUCGCGCAAACUCAUGGCCACAGCCUGCAGAGCCACAACCGCAAAACACGCCGUCGUCCGCCUCUACGACACCGAGAAAUUCCACAGCGUUGGCGAACCUCUCGAAGGCCAUGCUCUGACCGUAACUCGGAUCGCGUUCAGCCCAGAUGAUAGACACGUUCUGACUGUCUCGAGAGACCGGACGUGGCGAUUGUUCAGAGUCAAGGAGGAAGGCGUGGGAUACGUCCCUGUCGCCGCGGACAAGUCCCACACCCGUAUCAUCUGGGACUGUUCGUGGUCUCCCCAAGGCGAUAUAUUUGCAACAGCUUCGCGUGAUAAAACGGUGAAGAUAUGGACAUUAAAAGAGACCACUGACGCAGAAAAGUGGACGGCGACGGCGACAAUCAAGUUGAAGGAAGCGGCGACGGCAGUGGCAUUUGGGAAGGACCACGACAGCCAACGCGUCCUUGCCGUAGGUCUCGAGACGGGCCACAUCCAUAUCUACACGGGCGCCACUCCAGCCAACUGGACGCUCUCGACGAUUGUCAACCCUGGGAUGGCGCACAUAGACCAGAUCUAUCAGAUGGCAUGGCGGCCGGACGUGGGUGAGAACGAAGAAUUGAGACAUUUGGCGAGCUGUAGUGAAGAUGGUACAUUGAGAAUACUAAGCAUCCGGCUAGGUAGAGGUUGAGAAUUAAAAUGAGGACCUAACACCAUCAUUUGGGGAGGGGGGUGGGACGCGUGCAGGAUGAGAAGAGGGUGCGGUGAGGUGUGGCGUGUGGUGUGGGCGUUAAUACGUGGGAGCGUUAAAAGGGUGGGAGGGGACGAACGAAACACAAUUCGGAAACGAAACAAGACGAGCAUCCAAGGACAAAAGACAAAAGACAGACGGACAAUCGAGAAAGCAAGCGGAGGGACAAAUUAUACAGUAUGAGCGAAGCAAGCAAGCAAGAUUGGAUUGGCAGAUGAUGAGAUCGAUAUCAUCCCCCGAUCUCGUAGCGAGACCGGAAGGGGGCUGGGUGCGAGUAAGGAGACAGAGUUUAGUUAUGUUGUGGGUUGCAGCAGGAAGAGGGUAUAGCACAGAAUGUACGAGACUCAGGGUGAUAUAACAGCAGCGGAGAAGAAACGAGAUAGCAAGAGCAGCUUUAGGGAUACAAGAAUCGAGACAAAGAAAGAAAAGUCAUUCAAACGAUAUCGCGCAGACUCAUGGGAACUUCAGGGCAUUUAAUCUUAUAGAAACAUUCUAUGGAGCGAAGCAUUUCAACGUCGCCACCGGUAGCGGUGACGAAGUUCACGAUGACCCCUGCACGAGCAUGGGUAGGAGCGAUCGCAGGCGCAACACGAUGGGCGUACUCCUCAACCGCCUUGGGUAAAUCAUAGUUAAUGAUGAGUGGGAUAUGAGAAAUCUCUGGGCUCUUGAUCUGGACGUCGUAGACAACGAGGGCCUUGCUCGUAAGCGGACGCAUAAGACCGCUCGCAGUGCCACGGAACUUGUUCAGGGCUGUAAGCUUAGCAGCUGCGUUCAUAUCACCGUGCAUCGGGAUAGCAUCCAAACCCCGACUCGCCAAUCUAUAGACGACAGCAUCCAACGCGGCCAUACCGCCUACGUGGACGAUCGCCUGUCCUACCUCGAUAUCUUCAAACAAAUCACUCAACGCGUCAAGCUUCCACUCGCGGGCUUGCACAGUUUCAGCGUUCGUCGAACCACGGCCGGAACCGAUAAUCCCGAGUCCACUACCGGACGACGAGGAGACCGAAUCCGAGCGACCUCCUGCUGUGAGAGCAAGGUAUAGAUAAAAUUGGCGAAGACCACGAGCCCCUUGGGUUGUGUCCGCAUGUGUGACGUUCCCGUCGCGCCUAACGAGAACGCGUACAGGUUCUCUGAGCUGGAUAGCGGUAGCGAGGUUGAGAACAUCCUGAGGAACAGUGUUCGAGAACAGAGCGGUCUGCCUUUCGAUUGUCCCCGAUGGACCGGUAAUUCCUUCGGAUGGAUUUGGUGAGGUGCUCAGGCCCGAAAACCUGCGUCCGUUGGAUGGGAAAGGAGCUGACAACGACGACGGACUUGAGUCCAUUGAGGACAGCGAAGUCUGAGACGAAGAAGUCAGGUUUCCAAGUGGGCGACUACGUGGUGCGGGAAGAAGCUUGACGAUGUUGAAGAUGAAUUCAUGCAGGUUACGAGCAAUAAGCUGAUCAACUUCAUCCAGAACGAGCAACCGAACCUGGGAUCCGACCAGUCCUCCAGGCGCAGUGAAGAGAGCGUGGAGCUUCUGUGGUGUGCCGCAGAUAAUAUGUGGCAUAUUUUGCUGGAGCAAGCGUAACUCUUGAGUGAGAUCAGUGCCCGCAGAGGGCGAGCCGACACCAAGAGCCGAGCGUAUACCGAUAGGACCUCCCAGAUCGCGGAUCAUGCGUUGAGCCUGGGUAGCUUGGUCCACCGUCGUUGACACCAUGACCACCACGGGUCCACGAGGGGCCGGACGGCCGGUUGUAUUGACGAGGGCGACGUGAAUGGCUGGGAUCACAUAUGCGGCAAUACGUUCCUGUGUCGGUGGUGCCUGCGCAAUGAUAUCCGCUCCACGGAGCAAAAACGGAAGGGCGCGUUGCUGAAUCUUGUUCGGAGGACCUACGCCAAACUUAGUCAGUGAGUGAAGUAGCUCAGGAGCGAGAGCAAGCUGGUCCCACUUUGAUAGUGCAGGGCCUUCACGGGAAGACCCCGACAAGACAUCAACACCGGCAGAAUCCCGUCGCAUAAGAUUGGACACGGAGCGACGUUUGUCACGCAAUAGCGAGUCGGGACGACCUAAGGAGCCCGCACCAUCAGGCGGCCGCACGGGAAGAUCGAGGCUGCCUGCAGACCAAGUGCGUGCCGGAGGAUUAGGAGUCCUAGACGGUCCACGAAGAUCGGGCCGGUUGGGUAGUCCGUGGCCGAUGAUAGCAUUCGAGGCGGGAGGCAGCAUUUGAUUCGGCGCAAUGUCGAUCUGAGAAGGACUGAGAGCAGAAAGAGGACCACCUCCGAGGCCGGCGUUGUUGGCUUGCAUAUGUUGCUGAGUCUGCAGAGCGAGGAGUUGCCCGACCGAGCUCGUAAGCGUAGUGAGGCGCUGCGAUAUCUGCGUGAUAUCGUCCGAAGGUUGAUUGGGAGCCAGGGAGAUCGAUGGACGGGAGCCAUUGAGCGGUAUAGAAGGUGUAGAUGGCGCGAACGGGUUCUUGAACUCGGGUUGAGAGAGGGGUUGCGCAGGAGAUUGAGUCGCCUGAUUCAAUAUUCGCUCCACCAGAAAAUCCAUCUUGACGUGUAGAUCGCUUACUUCCCUCUGUAUCUCCUUGGAAGUCAUCUCGCUACGAGCGAGACGGUCCAUCAACUCAUUAAUUAGGGGGGAAGACCUGAGCUGCGCCUCGAAACCCGACGAAUGCUCGAUGCUCGAAGCGGGCUGACUACCCGAAUCCAACGACGACACCGGCGAGGAGGAAGUCACGAUGACAUGAGCUGGAUAAGGCGACCGUGAGGUGUUACGGAUGUUCAUGGCCGAGCCCUGGCGCAACAGAGGGGUACCGGUACGUGGCAUGAAGCCCUCGUCACUCUUGGCGUUAGAAAACCUGUCCUCCGCGCUAGAGAAGGUGUCGACGCUGCUCGAAAGACUCGAUUCACGGACGAGACGUGUUUCGUGUGGUAGGAAAGCCUUGUCGCUGUCGAACGAACGAGGUGUGGGAGACUCCUGCAUCCAGUCCGGACCUGGCGGAGACUGCUGGAAACGAAUGCCCGCGUUCUGAGAGCCAUUAGGAGCGUCCGAGUUGAAGGAUGGGAUAGGAGAGGACCGAAGAGAGCGGUAGUCGGUCGGAGAGAUGGAGAGCGAGAUACGAUCCUGGUCGUGAUUGCCCGUGGGUGAGGCGAAGGCCAUGGUGGGGCCGCCGUCGUCGUCUACAGAGCGCAUUCCGCCCGGGAAGAAUGGCAUCGACGUCGGGUUCAAAGCAGCGCUCUUUGCCAUGAUCGCUCAAGCGCGUUCAAAGGAAGCACGGCUGAAGACGAUCGUGCGGUCGGAUAGUGAUGACGCUCGGUCAGUGUUCGCUGUCGGUGGUUAGAACAAGGGAAAUGAGCGUGAUCUUAGACAGAUCCCAUGUGCAGGCGAGCACAGACGAACGACG
Messenger RNA from Stereum hirsutum FP-91666 SS1, 6025 nucleotides. Its product is annotated as WD40 repeat-like protein. Gene Ontology annotation, molecular function: protein binding. The record is from RefSeq and is a predicted model, not a curated record. The transcript is spliced from 23 exons. NCBI's taxonomy places the organism in Eukaryota, Fungi, Basidiomycota, Agaricomycetes, Russulales, Stereaceae. Gene Ontology annotation, biological process: tRNA wobble uridine modification. Bases 108 to 2582 code for a protein of 824 amino acids. Gene Ontology annotation, cellular component: elongator holoenzyme complex.